CUUAUACAGUCUGACCAGCAGUAAUGCACUCUCAAACUAUUAUUACGGUGCUGCUAAGGGUUCUUUGUAUAUGAACUACUUUGAUUUCCUAUAAAAUCUUCUUUGCAAAAGAGAAUUGCCAAGAUCCUUUACAUCAAGUCAAAGUUUAUUCAACCUUUUAAGCUCAUACAUUUUUUUCUUUUUUACAAUUACGUUUCUUUAUGGAACCAUAUGUGGCUCUUGUGUGUAGUUUCCUUUAAAGAAAUUUAUUUUUAUUUUUUAAGAGUAUGCUGACAGGAGAGCAAACUAUUUAGAAAUUACAUGGGAAUUACUUGCCCUGUGCAGGCUUAAGCAGUAGAUGACGCUAUUGGUCUUUGGUCCUGUUUCUCUCUUUCACCAACUCCCCACCCAUCCACCCACCAACCCCCAACCGUGUCCCCUUUACCAACUUAUCAAAUGUUUUGCCCACCUCCAUCAAUAACCUGCUGGUACGAUCUAACCAAAUUUAUGACUGGACGAUACGCGCACGUGAUCUCCUUAAAACGAUCCAUAUUUGGGCAAAAGAGAAAAAGCCUUCAUCUAUAAAUCCAGCUGGUUUUAGCGUAUAAAGCCCUCGUGUUCAAAAAGAGCCACAAAUCAAACAUUAUAACAACAAAUGCAAUAACGCUGUCAAACUGCCAACUAUUACCAACUACAAACUACAACUACAUACUUCCGCACGCACUUAUUCAGCUGCAUAAAUGUUCCUUUUCUGCUACGCUUCGACCACGAGAUGAUGACUUCUUACGUUUCCGGCUCGUGGUUCGACAAAUCAAGUCAUGCAUCGUCCUCCUUUUCUCAUGGUUCCUCGUCACCUCUCUGUGGAUUCGGUUCUGCUGAGAACCGCUGUGGCUCCUUCAAGUUCAGGGAAGAGUGGAGCUUCAAGCCCCCGGAGGACAUGGGCUCCGGUCGGCCGGGCAGCACGAGCCGCGAGCCGCCCAUCGAGGCUCCAAGUGUCCCACGUCUCAGCACUCUUAGCCUGGAAUGUGGGAAAGCCCAGGGAAGAACCAAACGCGUGUUGGAAAACGAACCAGGACCGUCCCGAUCCGCCCAGGCGACGUGUGAAGCUCGUCAGGCACCACUGAGCUCCCAACAGCCCCAGAUUUACCCCUGGAUGACUAAACUACACAUGAGCCACGAAUCGGAUGGGAAACGUCCGAGGACGAGUUACACGCGAUACCAAACCCUGGAACUGGAAAAAGAGUUCCAUUUCAACCGAUAUCUCACUCGUCGAAGGCGCCUCGAGAUCGCCCACACCCUGUGUCUGAAUGAAAGGCAGAUCAAAAUCUGGUUUCAGAAUCGUCGCAUGAAGUGGAAGAAGGAUUCCAAGCCAAAAGUUAAACAGCCGUUCUGAGUGGACAGAGUUUAUCACAGCUUCCAAUUCGAGAAUAAAUGUGCUUAUGUGGAUUUAAAUGUCUUAUAUGUGUUUGUUUGUAUGUAUUAUCUUUGAUUUGUGUACUAUUGGGGUGAAAAAUAGCACUGAAGUAGUAAAUCUUUGCUGUAAAACCUCAUUCAAGGUUUCCUUAUCAGACACAUUACAAUAAUGGGGAAAAAUUGAAAUAAAAGGCAAUGUAAAAUA
Molecule: messenger RNA, 1597 nt
Organism: Astyanax mexicanus (Mexican tetra)
Lineage: Eukaryota; Metazoa; Chordata; Actinopteri; Characiformes; Acestrorhamphidae
Product: homeobox protein Hox-C5a-like
Exons: 2
Coding region: 752-1372 (206 amino acids)
Biological process (GO): anterior/posterior pattern specification; regulation of transcription by RNA polymerase II
Cellular component (GO): nucleus
Molecular function (GO): RNA polymerase II cis-regulatory region sequence-specific DNA binding; DNA-binding transcription factor activity, RNA polymerase II-specific
Source: RefSeq, a predicted model, not a curated record